UCUGUUUUUGUACGGUACCACUAAUGUACUUUUUGACUGUAUCUUUUACUGAUAAUUGCUCUGCAGAAUAGAAAUGUUGUCCAUCCAAACAAGUUUGUGGGAAUUUAAAAACAAAGGUCUACUGAUUUACACUUCAUUAUCAAUAUGACAAAUGCCAUAUAUAUGAUCUACUGUGGUUGAAUAUUGGCCUUUCUAAUUUUGGGCUAGUCUUGCAGGAAUUUCUUAGAGACAGGAGUAAAGUUCAGAAGUUGGUUGAACUAUUUGACCCUGUGGUCUGAGCAGUUGAUGAAAUUGCUGGAGAGCGUGUUUCGAUGAGGGUUGAUUUGGAGUGUUCUGAUGGGCGGCAGACAUUAGCUUUAUUUAGUCAUAGACGACUCUCUGUUUUUGCCACAGCUGCAUUUGCUAUUGCUAUUCUUGAAGGAAGCAUGCAAGCAGGAGUUUGGUUUCCAGAAGAGAACAUUUUCUCCGGCGCCUCUCAGAUUACAUAUUCAUUCUCUCCAUGCAGCCUGAAGGAAUCGCGAUUGAGUUUUCCUUACUCCUACUUUCAACGGGCCUCCAUGGAUGGUGGAAACAGAUCCCAAAGAGCUUGUUUUAGGAAUGUAUCUAUAGAAACUCUCACCAGAGGAGCGAUCAGAAAAAAAAAAACACCGCUAACAGAUUGAAUAUGCAUAAGGUUGGUUGCAUGGAAGAUGGUAUAUAUACGCUCUUUCUAUGAAGAUUUUUUGUUUGGAUAUAUGUUUCUAUGAAGACUCCUCUUUUGGAUGAAGGUCCGAGUCUUCUUUUUUGGAUAUAUGCUGCUAUGAAGACUCAUUUUUUGGAUGAAGUUCCAAGUCUUCUUUUCUGGAUACAUGCUUCUAUGAACUCUUUUUUUGGUUGAAGUUCUGAGUCUUCUUUUUUCAUUUUAAUGAUGCUACGGAACUAUGAUGAACAUAUAUGGUAUAUAUUGUCUACCUUUCAUAUUUUUGUCAUAGGAACAUUGAUGCUUUAGAUCCUAUGGUUGAAUGGACACAUUUGGUGUAGAUUACAUAGUUCUUGUGGUUAAUGGGAUGUCUAGUUUGGUUCA
Rhododendron vialii is the source of this 1063-nucleotide messenger RNA. RefSeq lists its product as uncharacterized. Bases 312 to 662 code for a protein of 116 amino acids. Lineage: Eukaryota; Viridiplantae; Streptophyta; Magnoliopsida; Ericales; Ericaceae. The record is from RefSeq and is a predicted model, not a curated record. The transcript is spliced from 7 exons.